Messenger RNA from Cooperia oncophora, 1215 nucleotides. Lineage: Eukaryota; Metazoa; Nematoda; Chromadorea; Rhabditida; Trichostrongylidae. The record is from the annotation of a GenBank genome assembly.
AUGUGCUGGCCAGGUGGAGGCACCAGACACCAAGUUCGUUGUCACAAAAACAUGCACAAUCGGAACGAGCUCUCUGUCUAUUACGAUGUAAACGGGACCGACUCACAGAGGAGAGACCCCCGCUGGAGAAAAUGGAACACUUUCUACGACUUUAUGGAAAGAAAGCCGUAUCAGUACAUGCACAUUUGUUACUGGAAGAUGGGCCAACUGGAACACGCUGUGAAAGCCGCCUACACAUUUCUGGUACAGAAUCCUGCCCACAAGGACACUCUAGAUGGACUAGAGUUCUACAUGCAGCGACCAGGUUACAACGACAACAUGCUUGUUGACCUACUUCGACGACCGUAUGAGAAGUACUUCAUUUCUGGUGUGGAAGCAUACAACAGUGAAGACUGGAAUCAGUGCGUCAACGACCUCGAGAUAUCGCUUGAGAAAACCAUGGAGGAAGACUCAAGAUGUCGACUCCUUUGCGAAGACAAAAUCGAUUGGAGUGCGAUCGUGGGAAAUCCCGAGCUAGACGUACUCAUGACAAGCAUGCAAGCGUCUGUUCUUCGAUGUCAGCACAAUUGCCUUUAUCGGUUGGCUCUGAUCAAUGGCUACAAUGUAGGAGAAUUGCCAGCAGCACAUUACGAAUACUUACACUACUGCUACUUCAAGUUGAUGAGAGGGACCGAAGCAGCUCGAUCUGUAGCCAGUUACCUACUGUUCGACGAUAAUCCUUUGAUGCGACGAAAUAAGUACUACUAUCUCAAGCAGUAUGAAAAACCAGAGCUUUUCGUGCCUGAUAAGAAAACAAUCGAGAUCUAUAAGCAACGCACACUGGAAGCUCGUUACCUGAAGUUCAUCGACGACAAAUUCAAAUACGUCAACAACGAGUUCCCAGCUGAGAGUCGAGAAGAUCGAGUGAAGUUCGACAUGGAGGUUUCCGUUGACGACAGUUUCAACUAUGGCGCUGUCAAUCAACUGUUGAGCGCUAGGGAGUGCAAAACCAUCCGUUCUGCUUUCCCAGUGGCCCAUUCGGAACAACUAAUCUCAGAGCUGGAAGCGAGAGUGAAGCAGCUCUGGCCAACUGCCAAGUAUGAGUCGCGUUCAUGUAACAGUACAUCACGGCAAGCCAAGUGUCCUCGACCUAUUGUGCUAUCCGCUGACGCCACUGACUGCUCAGAAUGGCUUGGCGCUGUGCAUUCCGGUUGUGCCGUUGUGUUUUGUGCCUGA